UCGUCCACUCGGUUACGUGUACAUCCAACAAGAUCGGCGUUAAGGCAACACCAGAAUAUUUGGCAAAAAAAAAAAAAAAAAAAAAAAAAAAGAUUUGCCUCCCCUUCCUUUUUUUUUUUUUUUUUCCCCAGCCGCCGAAUCAUGUCGAUGAGCCCAAAGCAUACGACUCCUUUCUCAGUGUCUGACAUCUUGAGUCCUUUGGAGGAAAGCUACAAGAAAGUGGGCAUGGAGGGCAGUAACUUGGGGGCUCCCUUGUCAGCCUACAGACAGUCUCAGGUUUCUCAGCCGGCCAUGCAGCAGCACCCCAUGGGCCACAACGGAACAGUGACUGCCGCCUACCAUAUGACAGCGGCAGGGGUCCCCCAGCUCUCCCAUGCUACGAUGGGGGGCUACUGCAAUGGGAACCUGGGCAACAUGAGCGAGCUCCCGCCUUACCAGGACACCAUGCGGAACAGCGCUUCGGCGACAGGAUGGUACGGCACCAACCCGGACCCCCGCUUCUCCUCAAUCUCCCGCUUCAUGGCGCCGUCCUCGGGCAUGAACAUGGGCGGCAUGGGCAGCCUCGGCUCCCUGGGAGACGUGAGCAAGAGCAUGGCCCCGCUCCAGAGCACGCCGCGGAGGAAACGGAGGGUCCUUUUUUCCCAGGCCCAGGUUUACGAGCUGGAGAGACGUUUCAAGCAGCAGAAAUACCUCUCCGCCCCGGAGAGGGAACACUUAGCCAGCAUGAUACAUCUCACUCCGACUCAGGUCAAAAUCUGGUUCCAGAACCACCGCUACAAGAUGAAACGCCAGGCCAAAGACAAGGCUGCGCAGCAGCAGAUGCAACAGGAGAACGGCUCUUGCCAGCAGCAGCAGUCUCCCAGAAGGGUGGCGGUGCCAGUGCUUGUAAAGGAUGGCAAGCCCUGCCAAGCAGGCUCCAACACACCCACAGCAGCUAUCCAGAGCCAUCAGCAGCAGGCAGCUACAACGAUCACAGUGGCUACCAAUGGCAACAGCCUCGGACAGCAUCAGAGCCACCAGACAAACAGUGCGGGGCAGUCUCCAGACAUGGGACAGCACUCGGCCAGCCCUUCCUCUCUGCAGAGCCAAGUCUCCAGUUUGUCUCACCUAAACUCUUCUACUUCUGACUAUGGCACUGCCAUGUCUUGCUCCACCUUGCUAUACGGUAGGACCUGGUGAAAGGAUUAAACAAAGCAAAAGAAAAAAAAAUAAGGAAAAAAAAAAAAAGGCAGAUUUUCCCAGUCACACAAAUCUCUGUCCUAUCCAAACUACUGGGUGUUUUUCUUUUUUUUUUUUUUUCCUUUCUUUUUUAACGCCUCCCCUCCCCCCCCCCCCCCGUUUUACUGAGUGGUUCUCUAAGGACCUGUGAGAGAGAGAGAGACCUUUUUUUGUUCGGUUUUGUUGUUACUCUUGAUGGUUUGGGGUCUUUUUUUUUUUUCUUUUUUUUUUUUUUUUUCCCAAGGUUGUUGUAUGGGGUGUUAAAAAAAAUUCUGACUAAUAACCACGGAGCAGUCUGCAGAAAGGGGACCAUUGUUAGGCAUGGUCCGAAGGCUUGGAUUUCAGAUGUACACUUUGCCAGCGUCUAGGACUUGCAUGUAAAUAUAGAGAUUUUGGGGGAUGGGGUGGUUUUCCCCCCAAAAAACGCAUUCGCGUCACCCAGACACAAGAAGCAGCUUCCCCCCUCCCCCGGUCUCCUCUCCCAGCCCCGCCGCCAGGGCCAGCGGAUGGAGACGUGGAGUCAUCAAAGGCUUGGCUUUUAUUUUCCUCCUUACGUUUGAUGUGAACCUGUAGCUGUAUAAUGCUGUCAAAAGUUGGACUAAACCCAUAGUUUUUAGUAGUCUGUAUAUUUUGUUGUAAAAAGAAAAAGAAAAAAAAAUACAAUCAACCAAACCAACCCCCACCUUUUUUAUGGACACUGAUCGCCCCGUCGUAAAUCCUCUGGCAGUUUGUUAUUUGCGCCCGCCGCCUCUUCCUGUUGUAACUUAUGUAGAUAUUUGGCUUAAAUAUAGUUCCUAAGAAGCUUCUAAUAAAUUAUACACAUUACGAAUAUUCUUUUUUUUAUUUCCCUUUGGUUCCCCCUCCCGACCCUCCCUUCCCCCAUCUUUUUUUUUUUUUUUUUUUUUUCCUUGAUGGAAAAACAACCCGGGAUGCUGCCAAACCCCGAAAGGCCCCUCCCAGGGCCCGGAGCCUGUUCCCGGGGGGAGCUGCGCCAGGGAGUUAACGGGGUACAGGAUCAGUCCUCAGCGUGCAAAAGUGACAAGCGAACGCGUGGGAUUCACAAACUCGAGAGCAAAGGGAUCGAGUCCAAAUUCAUUAGUCCGAUUAUUGGGGGGGCGAGGGGCACCUCAGAGACUUCUUGCUAGAGAAAGCAAAGUAUUCCGGGAGUAGAAAUUCAAAUGCCAAAGGCACGGAGGAGAAAGAAGGUAAAAGUCUAACGCCACUAGAAACAAUUUAACGAAGAACCUGCUGACAGUAUAGAACAUGCGGCCGAUUUAAAGAGCGUCCAGUUUUAAUACCUUGUAAAAAAAAAAAAAAAAAGGAUAAUAAUUUCUACCAGGUUUUCCUAUGUACUUGUAUUUUAAGGGAAGUACAGUCACCUUAUUUAUAAUCAAAAUAAAAAGAUAGUUUAUUGUGUA
Messenger RNA from Aquila chrysaetos chrysaetos, 2636 nucleotides. It is a transcript of the gene NKX2-1, whose product is annotated as NK2 homeobox 1. The transcript has 2 exons. The record is from RefSeq and is a predicted model, not a curated record. The coding region runs from base 142 to 1179 and encodes 345 amino acids. Gene Ontology annotation, cellular component: nucleus. Gene Ontology annotation, molecular function: RNA polymerase II cis-regulatory region sequence-specific DNA binding; DNA-binding transcription factor activity, RNA polymerase II-specific. Gene Ontology annotation, biological process: cell differentiation; regulation of transcription by RNA polymerase II. Lineage: Eukaryota; Metazoa; Chordata; Aves; Accipitriformes; Accipitridae.